Messenger RNA from Ylistrum balloti, 4055 nucleotides. Its product is annotated as AP-1 complex subunit sigma-2. Gene Ontology annotation, cellular component: intracellular membrane-bounded organelle; membrane coat; AP-1 adaptor complex. NCBI's taxonomy places the organism in Eukaryota, Metazoa, Mollusca, Bivalvia, Pectinida, Pectinidae. Gene Ontology annotation, biological process: vesicle-mediated transport; intracellular protein transport. The coding region runs from base 119 to 592 and encodes 157 amino acids. Gene Ontology annotation, molecular function: clathrin-cargo adaptor activity. The transcript has 6 exons. The record is from RefSeq and is a predicted model, not a curated record.
GGAAAGAGAGGUGUUGGCAAAGAGAAUGCUAAAGUAACAUAAAUUAGUGGCCAUCUAUGUCUUUCGAGACAUUUUAAUUAUUUUGAUAUAGAAACGGUUUUGCACAACAGAACUAAAUAUGAUGCAGUUUAUGCUUCUGUUUAGUCGACAAGGCAAGUUACGUUUACAAAAAUGGUACACGGCCCACACCGACAAGUCAAAGAAAAAGAUCACACGGGAACUUAUAACACUGGUGUUGGCACGAAAACCCAAGAUGUGCAGCUUUCUCGAGUGGAAAGAUCUGAAAAUAGUGUACAAAAGAUAUGCCAGUUUGUACUUCUGUUGUGCCAUCGAACCAGAAGAUAAUGAGCUUCUUACACUAGAAGUCAUACACCGAUAUGUAGAGCUACUCGAUAAAUAUUUCGGAAGUGUGUGUGAACUAGAUAUUAUAUUUAACUUUGAGAAAGCCUAUUUUAUGCUGGAUGAGCUACUACUGGGAGGUGAGGUUCAGGAUACCAGUAAGAAGAACGUACUGAAGGCGAUAGCAGCACAGGAUCUACUUCAGGAGGAUGAGGCGCUUGAAAAUGCUCUUCAAGAGUAUGGAUUAUGUUAACACACGGAACAGGAAGUGAAGAACACUCCGGGGAGGAGACCCCUCAAGGAUUUUUCGAGGACCAUGGCCUUGGAUGAAUACGCAUGGGCAUGUUUUAAUAGACAAAUCUAUCCCGUAGAACAAAUUUUACUUGCUACCUGCCGUAAUAUGAUUAUCCUUUCCGUGAUUUUCAAAAGAAGUUUUCACUGUUGUGUUUAGCUUAUGUUGUUAAGAGGUUAAUUGAAAUAAUGAAAGAUAAGAUAUCUACAUGUCAUUUAGAUUUAUUUAGUUUACAAGGAAGGAAAAUAAACAAAUUCAGUAAUUUCUUAUUAAAUUUUAUAUUAAGUAGCGUUUGCUUUCAACAAGUUCAUUGAUUUCUGGCACUGUCUCAAAGUGAAAAUAUCAAGAGCUGUGUAAAAUGUAUUUUUUGUGAAUUGAAAAUGCUUUUGUUAUGGUUUUAUAUGGAGAAAAUGUCUAAAAGUUGUUAUAAAAAUUGCUAGCUUUUUUCAUACACCAAGGAAAAAUGUUCCAUUGCUUUUAAGUUAAAUUUUCUGUGAAUUUUUAUCUUAACUUUCACCAAAUUCUAGAGAUUAUUUUAUGGAAUUUUUUCCCUUGGAAUGUAGGAAGUUGUGAACUUUUAAUUAGUUACACCUUAAAAGGAAAUUUCUUGAUAAAUGCUUGAAAAAAAUGAAAAUAUGAGAUAAAAUUAUGAUUCAUGUGAGACUUAGGAACUGUUGUCAAGCAGACAUGUUGAUAUGUUUAUUUUUUCUUACACAACAAAAGACAGUUUGUGUCUUAAUUUGAAAUUAUAAAAACUACAGAAAAUCAUCUCGGUAUUACUAUUCCUGGCAGCCAUCUUGAAAGAUAACAAUUUUUUUAACCUGAAAGGAAAACAAAAAAUUUUAUUCCUAACUUUUACAUUUAAUUAGCAAUAAAGAUGUUGAUUUAAUGAUACCCAAGUACUGAUGUAUCGAGGAUUUGUAUUUAUUGGACAAUAGGAUUUUCUAAUACUUGUUCCUUUUUCUUUUUUCUUUUUUUAAUACCUGUAAUUCUAGCAAAUAUAAAUGGGCAUUAAAACUGAACAGUUGUAACAAAAUUUUGAGCCAGGAUCCAGGAUAAUAUUUAUUACUAUGUGCGUUGCUGCUAUGUUCAGGCCCAGUUAAUAGGUGGAUUUGUCUAUUUGAUGUAAGAAUUCUCAUCUUACUGAUAUAUUAGUGUAUUUACAGGUUAAUGGUAACUGUAGAAUUCUAUAAAGGAGGGGGGAUUCACUGGUUUGUGAUUGUUGAUUUACUCCAAAUUUUGUAACUGCAAAACCUUGUUAUAAUGCCGUUAAUGGUACAACACUAUACUGACAUCUUAUAAAGAGGUUUGGCGUUAUAAAGCUGAAGCAUAAAGAUGGAUCUAUGAGAGGAAAAAAUGUAGAUAAUCUGACAAUGGUGGAAACAUGAGUGGCAUUAUAACAAGUUUUUAUGGUAUAAUUACAUGUCAUAAUAAAGAGGUUUAAAUGUGACUUAAAACAUAAUACAUGUAGUACUGUAUUUAUCCAUCAAUAAGCCCAUGUCUGGCAAUAAGCCAGUCCAUAUAUCAAACUGUUCAGUAAGAUAAUUAGUGCUUUUUCAUCGUUCUGAAAUAAUCGCACCCCAACUCUAAGACAUUCCAUGUUCGUAUCUAGGGCAUAUUGUUGGAUAAAUACAGUGAGAUGGGUUAUUUAUUGUUAACGUGUCAAAACAUUUUGGCCGCAUUCCAAUUGAACUAUGUUAAGUAUAUGUCUUUGUAAUGUAUGGUUACGUAUGUCCUGAUGACUGUAAACUUAAUCCACAGUAGCAUGAGUUGUUAUGUCAAGUGCUUGCAACAAAACAAUGCUUCAAUUUUUAUACUCAAGUGUGUAAUAUGUAUCUGUUAAUGAUUGAUGUGAUAAUUCUCUGUAGCAAAUAAUACAAAGAUAACAUGUUGUACAUGUAAAGUGAAUUAUAUGCCAUUAACAAACUGACUUUGAAAGUCCCUAGAGAUUCCAUUAAUAACAAAUUUUACUUUAUAAAGUAAAUCGCACCUAUGAACACUGAAUCACUAUAGUAACACUACUUCUCCUCCAGGCUUAAUGAUAUCAACAUGAUGAAAUAUACAUACUUUCACAGGAAAACAAAAUUGCUUGUGAAUGUAUAAGGAAAUGAAUCAUAGUGCUUAUGAAAAUGUUGUACAUGUGCCUUGUACAUGAGUCAAUGAUCAAAAUUUCAGAUAAAUAUUUAGUAAUUAAGAUUGUUUGGUUUAGCAGUUUGGAGGGGAGAGGAUAUAUGUUCAGAUUAUAGGGUUCUUGAUAUUUUACAUGAAUAUGAGAUUAUGUCUCCAAAACCUCCUUUGUGAAGAGGUUGUAGGUGAAUACUUUUACACAUCAGAUGUGAAAGUGCUUUUGAACUCGCCUGUGUUUAUGUUGGUGUAAAUGUAACUUUCAGUAUUUGUUCUCAAGUUCUGGUAUUUGGUAAUGGCCCAAUAUUUAUGUAAAAAUUGGACUGAGAUGAUUUUAAAAAUACAUAUUUUAUCAUUUCUGUUAGACUUCGUCCCAAACCUUCAGGAUAAGGGUUCUACAUACAUGUGACCUUCACUAUUAUUAGGAGGAUGUUGGUUAUUUGUUUGAUCCAUGUUCCCUAGAAUUCCAACUUUAUCACAAAUGAUGAUUAAAAAAAAAAAAACGGGACAAAAAUCAGUAUUUUUGAAAUCUUGGUUUUGGUGCAUUUUUGAGAAUUAAGUUUCUUAAAUUUACGAAGUUCAAUAAUAUUUCCUGAAAACUGUUCUUUUCUUACAUGUACAAGGAGUAUAAGAGGAGUUUAGUGAAAUUCUUACUAUGAAUGAAUAAAAUCUAUACCUUAACAUUGGUCACUGUGUUAGAUAGGGCUAUCUUAGUCUAAGGCUAGAAGUCUUCAAUAAAGCUUAACUGAGGGCUACACAGGUUGUGUUUUCAAUAAAAUACCAAAUUUGGGGUAAAUCCUGUCUCAUUAUCAACAGUAAUUUCUUUUCUUGUCUUUCAUUUGGUUAUAAAAUGUAGAAUAUUUGAUAAGUAUCCUUUUAGUAUAUGGCCAGACAGUGUGCUUUUAAAGCUAAUUAGAAUGCUUCUGUUAAAAAUGGUAGAAAAAAUUGUUUCACAUGCUUAUUUCAUGUUCUUGUAACAUUUUGAAUUCAAUAGAAAUGUUCAUUUAACUCCAUUGUAGCGCAAAUUAUUUAUUAAAUGGUGCAAGUAUUCAGAUAAAAAUACCAUCAUAUUAAAUUUUCAAACCCGAAGAAACUAGAGAUGUUUGCCCUAAAUAGAGUGAUUGAGCUUACAGAAUCAUGUGGUAAAAGAUUUGUCUGAAGUACAGGUAGUAAUGUUUAUUGGUGUCUUGUGAUAAAAAUUAAAGGAGUAUGAUUUUGUCUUUGCUUUUCUGUUGUACUAUGAAAAUUCCAUGUAUAUUAUUGGAAGAAAUCUCAUUAAUAAAUAUAUGGAUAAAAAUCA